AUGGAUAUUCAAAGACCUCUCCACAUAGUAACUCCUACCAUUCACAGCACACCUUUGUCAAAAUGUGCUGGGUUCCCAGUUUAUCUCAAACUAGAGAAUCUCCAAGUUCCAGGAAGUUUCAAGAUCAGAGGAGUUGGCAAUCUCUGUCAGAAGGCAGCACAGAAGGGGUGCAAGAGGGUUGUGUGUGCCUCAGGAGGGAAUGGUGGCCUGGCAGCUGCCUAUGCUGCUAGACUCCUUAAACUUCCUGCUACCAUUGUUCUUCCUACAACUACUCCUGCAUUUGUGGCAGAAAAACUCAGAGACCAGGAUGCAACUGUAGAAAUCCAUGGUAGUGUCUGGGAUGAAGCUAACCAGUUUGCUCUUAAAAUUGCACAAGAUCCAGAUUGCUUGUAUGUUCAUCCAUUUGAUCACCCAGAUGUUUGGGAAGGACAUGAGUCACUUGUUGAAGAGGCCAAAGAACAGCUCCCCUCCCCUCCUGAUGUAGUGGUUGCUUCAGUUGGAGGUGGGGGGUUACUUUGUGGAGUCAUACAGGGUAUGCAGAAAGUAGGAUGGGGUCACAUUCCAGUGGUUGCUAUGGAGACUGUAGGAGCAGACUGUUUGAAUGUGUCCUUGAGAGAGGACAAGGUUACCACCAUUCCAGCUAUCACAAGUGUUGCCAAAUGCCUUGGUGCUCUCACACCAUGUACUCAAGUGUUUGAUUUGUGUAAAAAAUACACAGUAGUAUCCCAGCUUUGUACAGACAAACAGGCAAUAGAUGCAUGUCUGAAGUUUGCAGACGAUCAUCGACAGUUAGUUGAGCCGGCUUGUGGUGCCAGUCUAGCAGCUGUGUAUAGUGGCAUACUAAAGGACCUUCAAACUCGGGGAAAACUGGGUCAGAUUAAAUCUGUCUUAGUUGUUGUAUGCGGUGGAAGUGGAGUCACACUAGAUGCCCUCAAUAAGUGGAAAAUAGACUUUGAACUUUAAUCAUUUUAAAUUGGGUCUAUUAUGUAUUAGAAUAAGAGGCUUGUCUCAAAUCCUGUGAUAUUCCAGUUUUUUUUUAAUUGAGGGCUUUAAACAGUUUUAUUUUCUGAAAGCAGCUUUUUGUCAUUGUUAUUUUUAUUUUCAGUGGGAUUUUUUAUGUUUGAGGUAUUUGGGUUUGAAUUGUUAUUGAUUUAUAUAUU
Messenger RNA from Saccostrea echinata, 1160 nucleotides. Its product is annotated as serine dehydratase-like. The transcript is spliced from 7 exons. Bases 1 to 963 code for a protein of 320 amino acids. Gene Ontology annotation, biological process: L-threonine catabolic process; L-serine catabolic process. The record is from RefSeq and is a predicted model, not a curated record. Gene Ontology annotation, molecular function: threonine deaminase activity; L-serine ammonia-lyase activity. Lineage: Eukaryota; Metazoa; Mollusca; Bivalvia; Ostreida; Ostreidae.